ACAGGAUUACAAAGCCAUUAACAUUUGCUGACUGUGUUGGCGAUGAGCUUCCUUUAGGAUGGGAAACUGUUUACGAUCAACAGAUCGGAGUUUAUUAUAUGGACCAUAUAAAUCCUUUGUACUAUUGCUGCUGUUUCUGCAGUGCUGCCAUCAUUAAGCUUCUUAUCACUGAAUGAAUGCUUUCAGUAUUGUGGGAACUGGCAGCUAGCAUGUGGACAGAAGAGGAGGAGGUAGCAAUACAAGCAGUUAAAGCAAUGGUCCUCACUACAAAAAUGACUUCAACACUGUUUGCUAAGCUUACACAAAUUGAGGACCCAAGAGAGCAGUGGAGAAGGGAGCAGGAACGCAUGCUAAAGGAAUAUUUAAUUGUUGCCCAGGAGGCACUUAAUGCCAAGAAAGAAAUUUACCAAAUUAAACAGCAGCGUUUUGAGCUGGCUCAAGAAGAGUAUCAGCAUCUGCAUAAAAUGUGUGAGGAUGACAACCGUUCCUAUGCCAGCUCAUUUUCUGGAUUUUCAACUAAUACCAAGUAUGAUCCAUAUCAGAUUAAAGCAGAAAUAGCAAGCCGUCGUGACAGACUUUCUAGGUUAAAACGAGAGUUGGCACAGAUGAAACAGGAAUUGCAGUAUAAAGAGAGAGGAGUGGAAACAUUGCAAGAAAUUGAUCGGAAGAUGUCAAGUGCUCAUACAAACUAUAAACUGGAUGAAGCUCAAGCUAUAAUGAAUGAACUCCGAAGCAUAAAGAAAGCUAUAUGUAUGGGUGAAAAAGAAAGGCAGGACCUCAUGCAGAGCUUGGCUAAACUAACAGAUGGAUUCCGAAAUAGCUGUUGUAUUACGGACUCUCUGCAGGACCUCCAGCAGAAUUCUAGUUCGCUCAGUGACUCCUGUUUACCUCAACAACACUAUGAUGCUUGUUCUCAAACUGACAUUACUGGAGAGUUUGGUUUUGAUGAUAAAACAAGGCUUGUGGACAAAGUAAGACUGAACUGGCAAUAUGAAGAAGCCAAAAAGAGGGUUUCCAAUAUACAGCAGCAGCUGGCAUUGCUAGAUAAUGAAUCUUGGCCAGGAAUGGCUGAGGCGGACAGGGACCGUCUUCAGCUCAUAAAAGAGAAAGAGGCUCUUCUUCAGGAAUUACAGCUUAUCAGUCAGCAGAGGCGAUCUCCAGAAGAUUUAGCACGUUUGGAGGAAGAAAAACGGCGCUUGGAGGAUGAAAUUCAGUGUGCUCGGGCUACUUCUGCUCACGGAGCCACUGAAAGAAUACUGUUACAGGAAAAGAGGAACUGUUUGAUUAUGCAGCUGGAAGAGGCAACUCGUUUAACUUCCUACUUACACUCCCAGUUAAAAAGUUUGUCUGCUAGCACCCUCACAAUGUCCUCCGGCAGCAGUAGGGGAUCACUGGCUUCUAGCCGAGGAUCGCUGGCAUCCAGCAGGGGUUCUCUCAGCUCAGUCAGCUUUACAGAUAUCUAUGGCCUUCCACAGUAUGACAAAUCAGAUAAUGUCACAGACUUUGGACAGCAUCUGCGCUUUGACAUCAUUCCAUUUGAAUCUCUCUCUAAAGAUGUGCAGUACUCUGAUUCUGUUGGACAUUCUAACUUCAAUAAGCAAAGGAGGUCCUUGGAUACACCUCAGUCUCUGGCAUCCCUAUCCUCACGGUCCUCCUUGUCAUCACUGUCUCCUCCAAGCUCUCCACUAGAUACCCCCUUUCUUUCUGCUUCUCGGGAUUCUCCACUGGCUCAGAUGUCUGGAGGGUUUGAGGAAAUGGCUGGCAUAGGAGCCCUAGAAAUGCUUAGAGCUCAAGCCUCGACAUUGAGUGAUGAUGAUACACAAGGAACAGCUUCAUCUCAGACUCCAAGUUACCCUAUGGACAGUGAAGGAAUGCGAGAAAUGGGGCUACAAUUUGCAAAUGUCCAGACUGGUGGAGCUGUAACUCUGCGUGAAGACAGUGCUAGAAGGUCGGAGAGGAGAGCCAGGCGAGUUUCAGCAUGUCUAUCCGAUUAUUCACUGGCUAGUGACAGUGGCGUGUUUGAAGCUUUAAGCAAAAGGAAUGAGGAUGUUGAAGAACCUGUUUAUAGUGAUGCUACCAGUAGUGAAGAGCCACAAAUACAUGUUGGAUUUCUGCAUGAUAGUGAAAGUGAGUGUCUUCUAGUCCAUGUGUUACAGCUGAAGAAUUUUACUGGUCUUGUUGUGAAAGAACGCUGCAAAAUUCAUGUUAGAGUUUACUUGCCACCGCUGGAGUCAGGCACACCAACUACGUACUGCUCCAGAGUUUUAGAAUUCCAGUCUCCGUUAAUUUUUAAUGAAGUUUUCCGAAUCCCUGUGCCCUCAAGCGUGUUGAAAUUAAAAUCGCUGCAAUUGUAUAUCUGUUCAGUUGACCAUCAGCAACAAGAAGAAUUGUUGGGCAUUGCUCAAAUCAGCCUGGCUGAUUAUGAGAGUUCCAGGGAGAUGCAGCUUCACUGGUACUCUGUCCAGAUAUUCACUGGUUCAGACCCACAAGGGGCAAAGGACAAAAGCCAGUGUGAAGAAAAUACUCCGCAGUGUUCUGGAAAUACAGCUACAGUGAAAACGGAUGCAGUGACGGCCCUUUUAGCAAGGACCACAGCCCAGCUGGAAGCAGUGGAGAGAGAAUUGGCAGAGGAGCGUGUGAAAUUGGAGUACACAGAGGAAGAAAUCCUAGAGAUGGAAAGAAAGGAAGAUCAGGCAGAAGCUAUAUCAGAGAGGAGUUGGCAAGCAGAAUCUGUUGACAGUGGAUGUAGUAAUUGCACGCAGACCAGUCCUCCCUAUCCAGAGGCAUGUUGUGGUGACUCACUGCAUGGACAUACAUUUCCAGCUCAAGCAGGCCAGUACAAUUCUGGAAAAGUGCAGCCCCCACCUAUAAAGGUGGAUAAAGAGACAAAUACAGAAGAUCUUUUUCCAGAAGAAGUUGCUGUUCUUCCAAAAGAGAGAAGCAGCCGUAGACCCCGUGGUUCUGCUUUUGUUCGUAGUAGCACUAUUGUUCGUUCACAAACCUUUUCGCCUGGAGCACGAAGUCAGUAUGUGUGCAGACUGUAUCGCAGUGACAGCGAUAGUUCAACCCUGCCAAGAAAAUCACCUUUCAUCCGAAAUACAUUGGAAAGGCGUACCUUGCGCUAUAAGCAGCAAUCCUGUAGAUCUUCUUUGGCUGAGCUUAUGGCAAGGACAUCCUUAGACCUGGAGCUGGAUCUCCAGGCAUCCAGAACUAGACAAAGACAGCUGAAUGAGGAGAUAUGUACUUUGAGAGAGUUGAGGCAACGUCUGGAAGAUGCCCAACUCAGAGGGCAGACGGAUCUACCCCACUGGGUACUUCGGGAUGAGCGAUUCCGAAACUUGCUGAGGGAAGCAGAGAGGCAGACAAGACAGACCAAAUUUGAACAUCAUCAAGAACAAGCAGCUGAAAAAAUGCUGAAGAAAGCAUCCAAAGAAAUAUACCAGCUACGUGGACAAAAUCAGAAGGAGCCUAUUCAGGUGCAGACUUUUAGAGAGAAGAUAGCUUUUUUUACAAGACCAAGGAUAAACAUACCUCCUCUGCCAGCUGAUGAUGUAUGACAUGUUGCAUUGUAAACAUGAAGUAUUUAUCUCUUUUAUUUUAAUGAAGUUAUUAGACUAGCUGUUUCUUUAAAACAAAGUUUGUGCAAAAGCUAAUAUACACAUUUUGUAAAAAAUAAAUAAGUAAAAGUAAACAAAAACAUAUAUAUAAAUAUAUAUAUACAUAUAUAUAUUUUAUAAUAGUGACUGCAACAAGGCUUGGUUUUUCCUUGUUGUGAAAUUGACAUCUCUGAAGACAACUUAUUUUAUAAAAGAUCAACUAUCCUGUUUAAGAGCGUGUACAGUUUUUAUGCUGUUUUAUUUGACUUAAAGGCUGGAAGACAGAAACAAAGUGAGUUCAGGCAAAUUCACUGUAGUGUAAUUUAUUUAUAGUGUCUUUUUUCCUUGAAGGAAAAUACCUACUUUAAGAUGUAUUUUAAGGCUGAAAUUUUUGUUCUUCAGUAUUUGUCAUACAGUAGAAUGGAACCAUUGAGCUGGUUUUGUUUCUGAUACCUGAAAUGAAAAUACUAUGUUCUAAAUUUGUCACUUUUAUCAGCUUUACUCUCUGUAUCUUAUUAUGUACAUUAUAUCCUUUAGCACUGUCUGUGUUAUAGCAAAAUAUUAUCUCCUGCAGUGUUUUUAAUACUGAUUAAAAUGCCAGUAAACAUUGCAGAAUUCAUCUGCAUGUUCUUACUGUGCGCUAAUCGAUUGUUUUCAUUUCAGUUGUGUCUAUGUAUCUUUAUAUUCUUGAUUCUCAAUUUAAACGGGGGAAGAAGAAGGGUGGCAGGUCUUUGUUUUUGCUGUUUUUAUAAACAGGGAGCUAAAGGGGGAUUGUAAGUUUGUCAUAUUAAUAUAAUCAUUAAACAAAUAUAGCAUUUGAACGGUUUUAAAGAUUAUGGCCUGGUGCAGGAAAGCAUUUGAGCCCCAAUUCUGUAAAGCACCUCUCUUCAAGAAGGCUGUCAAAGCACAUGAAUGAGUGCUUUCUUGAAUAGAAAUGCUUCUUAGGAACCAUCUGGCCCUAGAAUAAAGAGCUCACUUGAUUGUCAGUUGGGCCUGCUAGGACUUGGUAAGGAGUAGUUUUACUUGUUACCAAUUGCUUUAAUAUAGGACUGUCACCCUAAAUUCCCGAGAAUGCCAGUUUUGUGUCCUUGCAUCUUGCAAGUAUGUAAAAAUACUUCUUACUAAGCUACUAUAUGCAAUUUCUAAUAUUUUUUUCUAAUUAUAUUUUAACAACCGAAAAGGGUGCAUUGUUCAAGGCUUAUUCAGCUAAAUUCCUGGAACAACCAGAUCAAAAAUAUAGCUUUCUCUUUGUUAAUGGGAGGGCAUCAGGUCAAAUUUGGCCCUGGAUUUGGGUUUCAUAAAAAAAACAAAUAAAUAUGCUAAACUGAUGACCAAUAGAAUAUUGUUAUUAUUUUGUUAUACACAAGUCGACAUUCCCUUAAUGUCUGGAAUGCAUUCAUUGUAGCAUUCUGUAAUAGCAGAGAACCUGAAAGUCAAACCAAGUCUCUUUUCAUUGUCCAAAAUGAGGCAAAAAGAAAGUGGAACUUAAGUUGAUAAAUAUUUUAAAUUAAAAAUGCUAAAUAAGUAAGCAAGUACUACUUGAUUCCAGGGGUGGAAAGUAUAAAAUUAAUUCUGUCCCCUUUUGCCUGGCAUUGUCCAUGAGGUUUGAACCAUCCAAUCAUAUGACUUGCCAAAAAAAGUAUGCAAAACUGAGGAAUAUUUGGCUUUGUCACAGUAAGAACCCUCACGUGUCUCUUCUUGGCAGUGGAUUUAGAUAGAUGUGGACUAGGUUCUUGUAUCUAGAUAAGAGAGAUAUGAAAAUGCACAGUACAUCAACCAAAAACAAAUAAAUAAAGACAAUUGAAAGACAUGUCAGUGUUGGGAUAAAAGUCUAAGGACAGCACCUUUUUCAUUGCUCAUUACUUGAAGAGCUCAGUACGUUAGAGGGAAGUCAUGCAUGUUGUUUACAGUGGUUGCCAUUAAAUUGGCACUAUUUACCAACAGUUGCUAUGCAGUGGUAUCUGAGAUAUCACAAACUUAUUGUAAACUUAGAAUAGGAAAUAAAAGUGAAGUAUCUGAUGGUGUAUCUUGCUCAUUUUACAUGGUGACCACUGUACAGCAUCUGUAUAUUUUGCCAGUCUAAGAUUCUGACUGUUGUAAUAAGUCCUAUUUUGAUGUGGUAAUGAGUUAUCAUAUUCAGUAUUCAUCUCUCUUGUUUUUGUCAUGACUCUGUAUGAUUAUGUCAUUUGUAUUAUUUGAAAAGUAUUUCUUCUACAAAAUAAAAUAAUUUGCCAA
Molecule: messenger RNA, 5831 nt
Organism: Alligator sinensis (Chinese alligator)
Lineage: Eukaryota; Metazoa; Chordata; Crocodylia; Alligatoridae
Gene: WWC3
Product: WWC family member 3
Exons: 23
Coding region: 177-3557 (1126 amino acids)
Biological process (GO): negative regulation of organ growth; regulation of hippo signaling; regulation of DNA-templated transcription
Cellular component (GO): cytoplasm
Molecular function (GO): molecular adaptor activity; kinase binding
Source: RefSeq, a predicted model, not a curated record